AUGACCCAGGAGCAGUAUAUCCUUGCAGCACAGCCCAACCCCCUCCACCAGAGAGGGGCUUCAGUUUGUGGUGCGCAGGUUUAUCCAGCAGUGGGAAUCUAUGGCUGGAGAAAGAGAUGCUUGUACUUUUUCAUCCUCCUCCUCCUCGUCACCAUGAUUGUCAACCUGGCACUGACCAUCUGGAUUCUCAAAGUCAUGAACUUCACUCCGGAUGGUAUGGGGAAUCUCCGGGUGACCAAAGAAGGAGUGAGACUUGAAGGAGUGUCAGAAUUCUUAUUGCCUUUAUAUGUGAAAGAGAUCCAGUCUCGUAGGGACAGUCCACUGAUCCUCCAGUCAGACAGAAAUGUGACUGUCAAUGCUCGGAAUGAACAGGGACAACUGACUGGUCAGCUAACUGUGGGUUCAGAAAUGGUGGAGGCUCAGUGUCAGAGGUUUGAGGUGAGGAAUGCUGAUGGAGAGAGAGUUCUGUUCUCUGCAGAUGAAGAAGAGAUCACCAUCGGUACUGAGAAACUCAAAGUCACAGGAAAUGAAGGAGUAGUGUUCAGUCAUUCUGUAGAGACGUCACAUGUAAGAGCAGAACCUUCCCAGGACCUAAAGUUGGAAUCCCCAACUCGGACCCUAACUCUAGAGGCCCCCAGAGGUGUGGAGGUCAGUGCUGGAGUGGGAGAUUUUACGGCAUCUUGUAGAAAAGACCUCCUCUUGCAGUCCUCAGAAGGAGAGAUCUUUCUAGAUGCCAACACUAUCAGACUGGGCAACAUUCCCCUCGGUAGUGCUGUGGAUCCCCUGGAGGGAGCGCCUGCAGGUACCACCUACACCAAACAGACUGUGUACGAGCUUUGUGCCUGUGCUAACGGCAAGCUCUACCUGUCCCCUGCUGAGAAAGGCUCUACUUGCCAAACCACCAGUAACUUUUGUCUCUGGAGCUGAAAGCGGGAGGUCGAAAUACACACGGGACAUAUGGACGAUUGAGUUUGAAGCUAAUAUAGCCAACAGACUGAAUCACCAUGGAUUUAUGGCUUGAUGGGAAGCUUUUGCCAGCUAACAGACUGAAUCAGCAUGAACUGUAACAAGGCGACAAUUUCAUGUCUGUUCACCAAUCAAAUAAUAUGGAUUACAGCUUGGCAGGAAGCUAAUGGUUGCUAACAGGCCAAAUCAACAUAGACUGUAGCUCGGUGUUAAGCUAAUGCCAACUAAAGGACUAAAUCAACAGAGACUAGAGCUUGAGCAAAGCUAAUACCAGCUCACUGGUUGAAUUAAUGUGUUGGUGGGUAGCCAAUGCCAGUCCAGAGCAUGGAUAACUUUGUGGGACACAAAAGCCAACAAGAUCAGCUGAUGGGUUUCAUGCUUAGACCACUCUUGGACAUAUGUGAGCAGUCUCAUUCUGGGGCUGUUGUUGAGUGUCUUUCCCAUUGUUUAAUUGCUGCCAUGAUGAUUGCUGAAGGUCGCAAAGACUUUGGUUUUUUUUUUUUAUGAACAGCAACCUUUGUGUGUUCAGAAAAUAGCCAACAUGUCCUGACAAAACAUACACUUGUUGCUAUAAUAUGAUGAAGGAACACAUACUUGGCAGUGACAUGGACAUGAAAACUUGGUUAUCAGUUGGCUAACAGACAUCAAUGAUGACAUUUGUUUACCCCAGUGGGUAGCUAACAAGAAAAUCAAAAUAUAGUUUUGUCUCUAGGGAAGCUAAGGCUAGCUAACGGACCAAUCUAUACCAGAAAGGCCUUCUCCCUCUAUUUCCUCUCCAGCCCUUCAACUCAAACAUUGACAUGUGACUCUUCUGCAUUAAUCCGCACCUGAUAGUAAAAAUGUUCUCUAUCCCCACUUUUCAUAUGAUAACUAAUGCAAAUUAUUGUGAUUUAACCAUUGUAUUCACCAGCUUCUUUUCCUAGUAUUUUUUUUACAUUCUUCAUAUCUAUUUUUACUUUCUUUUAGUUUUUUCUGAUGAAAUCUUUUACUUCUUCUCUUUUUUCCCAAUCAAUGUUUUUGUAUUCCUUUAUCAUUUCAUAUUUUGCAAAUGUGCCCCUCUCCAUGCGCUAGUUAUUUGUUCUGUCUAUGCACCUACUAGCACUGUUCAGGUAAGGAAAAGGCCUAUCUAUUUCUUCCAGCAGUGUAGUUUAAAAAUGAAAAAAACGCCACAUACAGACUGCUUCGACUUCCUCCUCCACCUUUGUCUCCACGUCUUUUGUUUCUCACAAGUUAUUCUAUGUGGACAUAUGAUGGUUAGCUACAGACAGCAAAUGGAACAUAAAAAGGGAGGAGAAAAUGAGAUAUCAGUCUUCGAUCAUACUCAGGUAGGUGCUGUAGCAGACAGACCACUUUCUGGUAUAGGGCCAAACUUCCAACGCCAGGCAGAGGCAGCAGUCAGCUGAAAGACAGACCAAUUUUAGUCCUCUUAUGGGGUAUUAUACAUCUUCAUCCAGGCUGUCUUGUCGGUCAUACUGUCUUUACAUCUUUUUUUCUUGACCUUUCUGCUUUUCAUGCCAGGUUUGUGCUCUUCCUUCUCAGCCACCAAGAGACAUUUUCACUCUUUGUGCUCAGUCCAUUUUGUCCUUUCUGUAUUUUAUUGCAAUAUGCCUGCCACUCACUAUUCAUUGUUUAUCUUCCCAGUUAAGAAGCAUCUCACCUGUUUAUCUCAUAUUUUUAUCCCAAUCAUCAAUCAACUAGCAUACAUUAAUGUUGUUUCCACAUCCUAUCCGUUAUGCUUUCUCCAGUCUAAGUUGGAAAUGUCCCUCUAUAGUCAUAGUAUUCUCCCUUUCAAAAUAUCUCUAAAUCUGGGCAAGAAAAUAUGGAAAUCUUGGGAAAUACUAUUUUGGGGUGUAUUUUUGUUUUUUAUAUUAUUCAGUCAGUCCCAGAAGGGGGAUCAGUGUGAAUGGCCAUGAGCUGGUUAACCUGGUGCCCAAAAUCUGUAAUGGCUGGCGGAAAAAAAAUUUGUGUGGAACAAAUCCCCCUGCAAGAAGUGAUGGAUGGGUUUGGUUUAUAUGUGUAUGGACUCAACGAGAAUAAGGCCCUGCAGCUUACUUUCUUUUUUAAACAAAGCGAUACACAGGUGCCUUUGCUACUGUUGGUAAAAGCACAUCACAGUCUGAACAUUCACACUACCCUCAGUGGACCAUCUGCAAGUGUCUCUGAACUAUCUAUUUUAUCAAUCUACCUAUCUAGUUUGUUUUCCCUUUCUGCCCCUUCCCUCCUGGUUUUGUAGAACUCUCAGUAUAUCCAGCUGAACAAUGAAUAAUUCAAUCAUUUAAAGUUUAAUUUUCUGAUGUGUUCCCCUAUGGUUUAUUCUUGAUAAUAAAAAAGCACAAAUUAUGCCAUGUAUAUAACAAUACCAAUAAAAUACAAAAUAAAAUAGUAUUGUUUUUAAAAAUAAUCUCUUGAACUGGUGUUGUAAUUAGUAUGUAACCAUCACUUUUUUAUGUUCCUAACAAUGUUUUUUUAAGGUAUAUAGAACAUCGAGAAGCACUUGGUCAGACAAGAACACAACUAUCUUCUGGGACUUUUUAUCUUGGGAAAGCUAUACCAUAUUUAACCCUGCUCUUAUCCUUUUCUUUGUCUGCUACCUUUUACUUGAAGAACUUGGUUUCAACUGGAGAAGAAUUUGAAAGACCGCUGCCAGCUGUACCGCUCAAUUACAGUCUGCCAACUCACUUUAACAAUACAUAAAGCAGAAAGGUUGGUCUUGCACUAGAAUGCAAACUGCUACCAAAGAUAAGCUGAGAAUAUAACUGUCUGUUAAGGACACCAUCACUUUGUCACGUCAUUCCAAAGAAAAUAGUUUUAUGGGUUGUUUUUUUUUUUUGCUAUAUUAUUAAUUGAACAUGAAUAAAACUAAAUGACUAUCAUUGCAUCAUUUCAGAUGGACUUUGACUGGGCAGUUGUGACACCUUGAUGCUUUUCGUUGUCAGCUCUUCUGCUGUAAAUUUGCUGUUGUGCUUGGGAUUCUUGUCCUGUUGCAUGGCCCAGUUUCAGCCAAGGUUAACCUUUUUCUCCCAUAAAGAUCACAACUGACAUCGUCCCCUUGUACCCUUGAUUUCACAUUUUGACCUCUCAGUGUUUAUCAAUAAAGAUGUGGUUUGAUGACCAUUAGCAUACUUUCCAGGAUUUUCUAGGGGUAACUACACAGGCAAUGACCACCCACACUAACUUUUGAUGCACACCUAGUUAUUUUGUUAUGUAAGCAUGCCUGAAAUGUGGAUGAAACUGCUUGGUUCAGAAAAGAGCUUUGAGGGUUACUCCUAGUACCGUAGGCUUUCAAAGGAUAAAGGGCAUACUUUCAAUCAAAUUGUGUCAGAUUUUACUCCAGAGUUCAUGGUUGGCUCGGUGACUGCAAGGUAUCCAGAUCCUGUGGCUCUAAAAUACCCAAAUCAUCACCCCCUCCUCCACUGUGCUUGACAGGUGGUAUGAGGUGUUUGUGCUUGUAUCCAAUGUUUGUAUUUGCUCGGAUGUCUACUAAUGGGAAGAUUGGCAACUCACUUGAAAGUUUUCCAUUUGUGAAUAAUCUUUUUCAUUGUAGAAUGUACAGUUGUUUGAAAAUGGCCUUAUAACCUUUUCCAGAUCAAUGGGAAGGAACAAUUACUUCUUUAAUAUCACUGCUGAUGUCUUUUCCCAUUGGGUAUUGUGUCAACUCAACUAAAUGCUCAAGCAGGGGUGAUUUUAGGAUCGAACAUUUAUGGAAGCCAAGCCCCAAUUAUAAUAUCACACAUAUUCCCCUUGCAAUGGACUAUGAUGCUGGCAAAACAUAUUCAAUCAUUUUCACAUCUCAGUUUGUAUUGUCGUGUUAAAAAAAAAAAAAAAGAUUCUGAAUGAAUCAUCACAGUUUUUACUAUAAUACAGGGUGGAUACUUGAGUUAUCAAACUUGAGGCAAAGGAAUGUUGAUCAGGAUUUCUUUAAGUAAAGUUAAAGAACUAUUUUUAGCAAAUACGAGGAGAAACGUGCACGGUUUGUUUCAGAGUCUUUUCACCACGUAAAGGCACUAAGAAGGGCAACAAUUAAGGCAGUAUUUUUUUUUUGAAGUAACAGGUAAUUUUAAAUGCAAUGUUUCGAUCAGCUUGUACUGAGGUAUCACAGAGAUUAAUUGUGCAGCUAAACUACUGUACACUGACAGAAAUGGGGAAAAAACUUUAGACUGGUCCGGCCCACCUAAGAUCAAAGUGGCAUGUACGUUGGCUUCAAAAUGCAUUUCGCAUCCAUGGUAUAAAUGGUAUAUUGUUAGAGCAGGGGAUGGAAAUCAGCCAAGAUUGCUCCUGAAACUUCUGCUUACAUCUUGUUGAAUUCAGCUGUGUGACUCCACAAAGAGCAGUAAACCUCAGAGCAGAAGCAGGUCAGCUCAUCACACCCUGUACACCAAGAAAACAUACUAGAGCUUACAAUAGAAAUGAAUGUGAGUUGUGAUCGUUUUCACCUUGCUCAGCUACUAAAACAGAUCUUAGGAUUCUGCCACCUGCCAAAUGUCACUUUAACCCCUGAGUAUACACAUUUUUCUAUAGAGGUAAACUCACCCUCUAAACAUUUAUUUUCGUGUCUUUCAAAAAUCAUGAAAAAAAUUGUUUACAGACACAUGUAACCACAUAGAUGCUUUGGGGCAGAGCAACCCUGACCAGCACAUUCAAUUGUCAUUUAUUAGUGAGGCCGGUGGGUCACAUGACCCUUAUGCUUCCUGACAGUAAUGGAAGGAUGUUAUAUGCUCUAACCUAUUUUAAAAAUGUACAGGUAGAACCAUUUAAAAUUGUGUUGUGGUCCUAUAAAGACAAGUGAUUCAGAACCUUAUUAUACCUAAACCUUAUUUGUAUAGAACCUUAUAGUGAUGCAAGAUACAAUGACAACUUGUGGGAGUGAAGUCUAUUAUCUUGCAUUAUAGUUUGUUUUGAAGGGCACUUAUGAAGGAGGCCAAAUUUACUCAAAUUGGCUUUAAUUAGUGUGAGGUUACAAUCUUAAAAAUGACAAUGUUUUGAGUGUAAUUUAUUUGUCAUGGUGCCUGGUGAGCCAGGGUUUUGAGUUUUGCAAAUGUUUAGAAUAUAAUGUAAUAUAGUGAAACAAUGUGACAAUUCAGAUCAAUAGCAGGCAGCUGAAGUAGAAUCAUGUAAACAAGCUGAAAUCAGACCCCAUUUCCAGCAAUCUGGUUAUUGUGGUAGGAGUGAACUUUUCAUAAGUUCUGGGGCGAUCUGCUGCAUCUCCCCUGCUUCAUCGCUGCUCCCUGUAGUUGGCGUGCUCUGUCAGAAGUUGACUAAUUACUGACACAAUACCGCUUGACAGUAUAAAAUAACACGGCCAACUGAUUCAGCAUUGUGCCCUCAUUCAAUCCACUCGACGGUGAGUCAAGUUACUUUGUUUGUUUUCUUAUAAUUAAUAAUGCAGUCAGUGAGCUAAUGCUAGGCUAGUGAAGCUUAAAUUUCAUUACUGGUUUUGAU
This is a messenger RNA of Haplochromis burtoni (Burton's mouthbrooder), 6405 nucleotides long. Its product is annotated as zeta-sarcoglycan. The record is from RefSeq and is a predicted model, not a curated record. NCBI's taxonomy places the organism in Eukaryota, Metazoa, Chordata, Actinopteri, Cichliformes, Cichlidae. Gene Ontology annotation, biological process: cardiac muscle tissue development; heart contraction. Gene Ontology annotation, cellular component: sarcolemma; sarcoglycan complex.